Molecule: messenger RNA, 1259 nt
Organism: Caenorhabditis auriculariae
Lineage: Eukaryota; Metazoa; Nematoda; Chromadorea; Rhabditida; Rhabditidae
Source: the annotation of a GenBank genome assembly
AUGAAGACCUCAAGCGGAGCCGACAUCUGGAGCGACUUUUUCAGGAAAGAGAAGUUUGAAAAUCGGAUCGUCGUGGACACGACUGCGUUGCCAUACGACCCAUCCGUCCGUUUCCUUGGUUUUCCAUGGAUGUGAUUCGAAACUUUUUUCAUUUUUUUUUUUUGGGAAAAGAGAGUCUAAAAAUAUCCGAUAGGAGUUCAAAAAAAAAAACAGUGGAACGGAUGUUUUGCAGCCUGCAACUGAUUGUGCUAUUCGACCAAAAUGAAGUUUUGUUUGUUUUUGAACGCCAUAGUGGUCCCUAUAGGGGCAAUCUUAAAAAAGUUUGAAGGUUGCGACCACUUCACCUACCCCUAAAGGGCCAUUAAAACUUGCAAAAGUUUCGAUUUCGGUUCUUCUGCAGGAAUUCUUCGCGAAAAAAACGCCGUGGGAAGUCUAUUGACGAUUUCUGAAAAGAUUAUGGCCUCAAAAAUAUUAAAAAAAUCUCAUAACGUCAUAUAAUAUUUGGACAUUCUAAACCCGCAAAAUUUUAGUCAAUCAAUCCUAUUUUAGGGUGCAGUUUUUUGGUUGGUUUGAGAGCAGGUCGAAAUGUUUUGCUCCCGUUCCAUAAAAGUCAAUAUAUGACGAAGGACCAUCGAACAUGUUUGAGAAAAUAAACAACGCAUUAUUUCAACAUUCCCACUCCGUCCUCCCAGACACAUUUCGGCGCAUUUUACAGGCUGUUUACUUCGCAGUAAGUCUUGAGAAAGAACUUCCGUUCUCAGUUUUAUUUUUCCCUUUUUUCUUUAAAAAUUCUUUUUGAUUUUUACAAAUCUUCUCUGUUUUCCAAUUUAUUAAAAAAUUCAUUGAUUUAUGAUGUAUUGGUUUUUUUUUGGAGUCGGAUUUUUUAUUCAUUAAAUGAGAGAAAUUUUCAAAGCCUGGCAUUUUCGGGAUUUUUUAACAGUAAAAGUAUUAUCCUCUCCAAAAGAUCCUUCUCUUUCCUUUUUUCCCUUCAUUCUACAUUUGCCGUCCGAUCUGUCACGCUGUAACAUGUCUAAAGAACAACUUUCUGUGUAAAUUGAUGUCGAACGAUGACUUCACAAAGGACAAAAGACUAAAAACCGGUUCCACUCGGUCCAGUCGUUUUCUCUUUGAAGCAAGUGCGCCCCAUGGAAAAACGUCGCGUCGCGACGGAAAAGCAUCGCAACGGCAGGCUUGUGAUUCUGCCUGGCCGUCGUUUUCCAUCAGCUGUUUGGCGGCCCCUCAGCGUUUUCGUCACGUGA